AUGUCUUCAGACGAGAACAAAAAUUUUGAGCCUCUUGUUGUUCUUCAAUUUUCAUCUAAAACACCACUUGAAACUAAAGAGUGGGUCAUCAAGCGGCUAACCGCAAAUCAUAAUGAAGAUCAAGGUGCAGGUUUACUUGCUCGAUAUGAAACUAGUCCGGAGAGUGGUGAUAAUAUGAUUGUAAUUGGUGCUAAAUUGAGCCGUUUAUUAAUCGGAGCAGAAGAAUUGAGAAUAAAAAAGCGAUAUAAAAAUAAAGGCUUAACAGAAUUUCUUAUUUCGGAUAUUGACCAUUUUGAGAAUUCAGAAAAUCCGGAGAAUUUUUUACUUCAAUCGGAAAAACAAAGAAUUAUCUGGGAAGAAUUACAAACUUUACAUCCAAUGAGCAAUGAACAUUCCGUGCCUGGUGUACCAACUAAAAUGAUUUCGCCUAAGAACGAUACUCUUCUUGAUAUUCUUCAUAGUCUCAAUUUUAUUGCUAACGUAUUUCCUUUACACGAUAAAGACGAUAUAAAAUUAAUGGAACAUGAUUGGUUUAAAUCAAUACGUGCAAUGUUUGCACCACAAGAUAUUCAUCGAAUUCGCAAUUAUUUCGGUGAAAAUGUCGCGUUUUAUUUUGCAUUUUUGGAAUAUUAUACAUGGGCACUUGUGCCAACAGCAAUUUUGGGUUUCUUGAUCAAUUUUUGGCCAGUUUCAGACUUCUUUAAAUAUUCAUUGCUCUGCCUUUUUAAUGUUAUUUGGUGGACCGUAUUUAUGGAACUAUGGAAAAACUAUACAAAUAGACUUGCUUCUCAAUGGGGUACAUUAGAUGAAGAAAUGUUCGAACGACCUCGGUCACUUUAUUAUGGUGAACCACAACUUUCGCCGAUUACAAAAAAAGAAGAACCAUACUAUCCACUAUGGAAACAUCGAUUAAAAAAAUAUUUCAUUAGUUAUCCAUUGAUGAUGAUAUGUUUAAUUAUAUCAUUAACAAUUUAUUUUAAUUAUUGUCGAAUACAAAACAGAACAGAUGCAAAAUAUCCAUUCGACGGCUCGCUUACGUUUAUUCAAGUAAAAGCUAUGCGAAUGUUUCCAUCGAUUGGGUAUUCACUAUUGAUCGGUCAAGUAAACUUAAACUAUAGAAGAUUAGCAACGUUUUUAACAGAUAAUGAAAAUCAUCGUCUUCAAACAUCCUAUGAAAAUAAUUUAACAGCAAAAUUAUUUAUCUUCUUCUUUGUGAAUUGUUUUGCUGGUUUAUUUUAUCAGGCUUUUUUUAUGGCUAAUUAUGGAAAUGUAACACAAUUAUUAACAUCUAUGCUCAUUGUAAAUGUUGUUAUAUUGAAAUUUACGGAACAAAUAGGUCCGUACAUAUCUAAACGUUUUAAAAAAAAACAAUUAGCUGAGAGUGUACCAACUGAUGCUCACCUAAGCAAUUCUGUUAAACAAUUAAAAACAUUACUACCAUUUCAAGGAACCUAUGGCGAUUAUUUGACUAUAUUCGAACAAUAUGGUUAUGUAGCUUUAUUUUCAGCAGUAUUUCCUUGGAUAACAAUAUGUGCUGUAAUAAAUAAUUUUUAUGAACUUCGUGCUGAUGCUUUUAAAUAUUGUUAUGUUUAUCGACGUCCGUUUGCUCAACCAGCUUGGAAUAUUGGUAGUUGGCAUUCUGCAUUCGAUAUAUUAAGUUCAAUAGCAAUUGUUACUAAUACAGCAUUAAUUGCUAUGCAACCAUCCGUUCGUCACUAUUUCUCAUCAUAUAACGAUGUAGAAUAUAUUUUAAUUUUUGUUGCAGCAGAACACGUACUUUUAGCAAUAAAACUUGCGAUUGAUUUUGCUAUUCCUGAUGUACCAGCAGAAGUUGAAAUUGAACGAGUUAAAAAUCUUUAUGAAUCAAAUCAAGCUUUAAGAAGUCAACGUUCAAACAAAACAUUACAAGCUCAAAAAUCAAUAACCUCAAAACAUUAA
Messenger RNA from Rotaria socialis, 1938 nucleotides. The record is from the annotation of a GenBank genome assembly. Lineage: Eukaryota; Metazoa; Rotifera; Eurotatoria; Philodinida; Philodinidae.